Messenger RNA from Morone saxatilis (striped sea-bass), 1460 nucleotides. RefSeq names its product KN motif and ankyrin repeat domain-containing protein 1-like. The record is from RefSeq and is a predicted model, not a curated record. Gene Ontology annotation, cellular component: cytoplasm; cytoskeleton. Lineage: Eukaryota; Metazoa; Chordata; Actinopteri; Moronidae. The coding region runs from base 77 to 403 and encodes 108 amino acids. Gene Ontology annotation, molecular function: protein binding. Gene Ontology annotation, biological process: negative regulation of actin filament polymerization. The transcript is spliced from 2 exons.
GGAACAAGCAAACGGGAUACCUGAAUGUUAAAAUAAUACCUUCUGCUCUCUCUGAAGGUACGAGCUAAGUGAGAAGAUGCUGGCUGCGUGCAACGUUCUCAAAACUCACCUCAGUGACCCGAAGGCUGUGAGCAGUAAAGAUGUGAGAGCCUGUCUGAACACGGUGCAGCAUGAGUGGUUUCGUGUGUCCAGCCAGAAGGCGGCGGUGGCAGCCAUGGUGGAGGACUACCUGACGGCCUUCGGGGGCGUUUCGACGCCCGUGCUGCGGCACAUAGUCAACAUGGCUGACGGCAACGGCAACACGGCGCUGCACUACAGCGUGUCGCACUCCAACUUUCAGGUGGUGAAGAAGCUGCUGGAUGCAGGUGAGAGUCAGCAGAAUGAUCCUGUGAAUCUGAAAUAAGUAAAGCAACAUGUCAGCAUUGAGGACAAUUGUAAAAAUGCAGUUUUAAAAAUCUUUUCAUCUUCACGUGCAUCAAGUUCAGUGCAUCAUAUCAAAACCUUCAUCAGGGCUCCUAUGUUUAGUGUUCGAGUUGAGUAAUAGGUUGAAAGGAAUUCCUGUUGUCUAGUUACAAUGUUUCAAAGCCUUCCUAAUCCAUCAAAGCCCUGAGAUUAUCUUUGUUUUGCUUAAAAUGUGACCAGUUUUGUUUUCCUCCCCGCACCACCUCAUCAGACCAACAGAAGCUUUUGUGUUUUUCCUCCUCCUGCUUCUUUCCAUCCUUAUCUUCCUCUUUAAGAUAUCAGGUUGCUGCAGAAAGCCAGCAGUAACUUGCAUACUUAAAGGCAUGUAACUACACUGAUUUUCUCUCUUCGUCAGCUGCCUACUGAUCCAGAGUGAUCCACUGCAGAUUGCUGCACUUUACUCAACACUAACAUGCAUACUGCCAGAAUCAACACUUACUCUUUAUAGUAAUAAACUGUAAGACUGUAAGUGGUGGUAAAUCUGCAAGUCAAAGACAAAAAGACACUCCUUAUAACUAGACAGAUACAGAUGACAGGACUUCUUCUGUCUUCACGCACAGAGUCAGUUCCAUGAAAAGCGCUCUAUAAAUAUAAUGUUUUUGUAGUUGUGGAAUUGCAACUAAGUUCAUAUAGUCAAGUACAAAUUUAAACUUGUACUUUACUUUUCAUACUAUUUUCUACUUCGACUCCACUAUCCCACAUGUCAGAAGGAAAUAUUGUACUUAGAAAUUAGCAUUUCUGCAUACAAAACAUGGAGAACUAAUAAAAUGUUUUAUUAUAAAUUAAACAACCGAACAGUUUAUACUAGUACUAUUGUGAUAAAGUCAUUUUUCAUGUAAAAACAUUUCAUGGUUCCAGCUUCACGCAUUUGAGGAUUUGUUUUUCCUUUUUAAUAAUUUUAAUAUAUUUUUAAAUAAUUUGUAAUAAUAAUAAUGAGGUUUGGACUUUUAGUUAGACAAAUUGACAAAUGUUAAUUUAAGUAAAGGAUCUGAAGACUU